AUGGAGCUCGAACUAGUUGGAGUGGUUGGUAGUUGUUGGGUUGUUGAUAUGGGUCCAGUGGUUGCUUUUGUUGCAGCUGUAGCACUGUUGGGAGUGACAGGUGCUGGGAGAUGCUGCAAGAGACUUGUAGGAGUGGGAGAAUCAGCGCCAGCUUUGGUUUUCUUCAAUAUUAUAUUCAUUUGGGGCGUUUAUAUUGGAUUGGUUCGACAAGUCAUUUCACCUUUGCUAGACGUUAUACUCAAUGCAGAGUUCUCUAUGCUCGUGAUUGGUCUAUGCAGUAUCCUGACAACAGACCCUGGUUAUGUUACAAAUGAAUCUUCCCAUCAUAACCAGCUUGUUGAGAGUCCUGUCUCAGUAUUUGAAGCCCAUUCUGAGGAACUGGUGCCUUCAACUCGUGACAUUCCCUAUGAGUUUGUUGCUUAAGAAGUAAG
Messenger RNA from Camellia sinensis, 431 nucleotides. NCBI's taxonomy places the organism in Eukaryota, Viridiplantae, Streptophyta, Magnoliopsida, Ericales, Theaceae. The record is from RefSeq and is a predicted model, not a curated record.